Molecule: messenger RNA, 9414 nt
Organism: Gigantopelta aegis
Lineage: Eukaryota; Metazoa; Mollusca; Gastropoda; Neomphalida; Peltospiridae
Product: tyrosine-protein kinase SRK2-like
Exons: 9
Coding region: 112-1665 (517 amino acids)
Biological process (GO): innate immune response; protein phosphorylation; cell surface receptor protein tyrosine kinase signaling pathway
Cellular component (GO): extrinsic component of cytoplasmic side of plasma membrane
Molecular function (GO): ATP binding; signaling receptor binding; non-membrane spanning protein tyrosine kinase activity
Source: RefSeq, a predicted model, not a curated record
CUACCUUUAAUUUACAUGGACAUGUCCAAAGCACGAGCCAUAAUUUCCUGCCUGUCGAAAUGCUCUAUGUAGUUAAUAACAGAUAUCAAGAACACCAGAGAAUGGCUAACGAUGGCCAAGUCGACGACGAAGCAAGGCUCUAACUGCGGCAGCCUGCGCGACAAGCUUCAGGAGGAAUUCCUCUCGUGCAAGAUCUGCCUGGAGCCGAUCCGCCGGCCCAAGGCCCUGCCCUGCCUGCACAGCUUCUGUGAGCACUGCCUGCGGGACUAUGUGCGCAGACACCCGGGGGACAAGCCCGGUUACUUCCCUUGUCCCAUGUGUCGCAAGGAGACAUUCAUUCCCCAGGGCGGGGUCGAGGACUUCCAGGACAACUUCCUGCUGCUGAGUCUGUCCGACACGCUAGAUGAAGACAACUGGGAACCCCCGGGAAUCGCCCGGCUCAACCACCAGAUGUCGCCGCCGAGGCAUUUGUGUCCACCGUCACCACGAGAGUCGCAUCUUAGAAGUUAUGACUGGUAUUUUGGUAAGGUGAGCAGGAAUGCCUCGGAGGAGUGGCUGUUGUCACCUGGCUACACAAAGGGGACGUUCCUCGUUCGGCAGGGAGAGGCAUCGCCAGGAACGUACACUUUGUCAGUGCGAGACUGUGAUGAAUUACGAGGUUACCUGGUGAAACAUUACAAAAUCUACACACGGCGCUUUAAAGACUCUGAGAAGGAGUACUAUUUUAUAACAAACAAAAGAACUUUUCGAUCCCUGCUCGAUUUAGUGGCUCAUUAUCAAGAUGUAUGUGAUGGGUUGUGUUGUAAGCUGACACAAGUUUGUUCUAAACCACGCUCGUUGUUAUGGGCGAUGGAGAGAGGGAAGAAGGAUGAAUAUGCGUCCUCUAAAGACACGUUGUUUGUUAUAAAGAGGUUGGGAAGCGGCCAGUUUGCAGAGGUUUGGCUAGCAAAAUGGAAUUACUCGAAGGAGGUUGCAGUGAAAAUGCAGAAACAGGAUUGCGUAUCAACGGCAGCAUUUUUGGACGAAGCGCAGAUACUAAAGACGUUACAGCACCCGAACAUCAUCCAACUGCUGGGCGUGUGCACAGAACAGGAACCCAUCUACCUGAUCACAGAGUACAUGGUGAAUGGUCGCCUGUCACUCUACCUGCGAGAGGGCAAAGGGAAGGAUAUCGCCGUUAGUCAACUCCUCUAUAUUGGUGCACAGAUAGCCGAUGCGAUGGCAUACAUGGAGAAGGAGAAGUUUGUCCACAGAAACCUCGGAGCACGCAACAUCCUGGUCGGGGACCACAACAAGGUCCGCAUCGCAGGCUUCGGAAUGACCAAGGCCAUGGAUGACCCUGAUUUUAACUUUCGUAGAGGUCUGAAGAUGGCUAUCAAGUGGAUGGCGCCAGAGGUUCUCCUCUACAACAAAUACAGCACCCGCGCAGAUAUUUGGUCGUUCGGCAUCGUGCUCAUCGAGAUAUUCACGUAUGGCAAGGAACCCUAUGAAGGGAUGCCCAGCAAGGAAGCGUUUGAAAGUGUCCAACAGGGCUACCGAAUGCCGCGACCGGAGAUGUGUCCCGUGGAAGUGUACGACGUCAUUCUGACCGCGUGGAACACGAACGCUCACUCCCGGCCUUCCUUUGACUUCUUCAACACGUUUCUACACGACCUUGUCAGCUGAUCAAGGUCACCGAGAGAUGCUAGACAAAACUUGGGUUGGAUAAUACUUGAUGCGGCUUCACCAGAAGCAGUUAUACAUGUGUGUGUCUCUGUGUGUGUGUGAAGGCACGGCGAUAGUAAGAGAAUUGUGUUUGUGAAGGCACGGUGACAGUAAGGGAAUUGUGUUUGUGAAGGCACAGUGAUAAUAAGGGGAUUGUGUUUGUGAUGGCACAGCAUUUGUGAAGCCAUGGUCUUUGUGAAGGCAUGGUGUUUGUGAAAGACUUCCGUGGAUGAAUCGGUUGUGGGAGUGUAUUUGCCAUCAACAUUAUCGAUUAUGUGAAAAAGAUGCAGAAAUUUAACCACUUGUUUGUGAAGGCCUGGUGUUGGUUGAGGAUGGAGCAACAACAACAAAAAAUCUUUACCUAUAUAUACCAUGUGGUUAGGUUUUAGCUCAUCUUACAUAGCUAUCGCCUUCCGCCACAUGCCACAAAAUUGUAUAUGGAGUCAUAUGAUGGGAAUUACCUUGGAAUCGAAGAAUAAAGCAAAGCGGAAGAAAAACAGAAGCCAUGACGGUUUAUUCACCAUCGACCAUUGAUGAAAAUGUAGACGACUUAAUGAUACACAUCAUCAGAAAUGUUUUGCUUGUGGAUAUCUUAAUGUCACACAUGUGGAUAUCAUAAUGUCACACAUGUGGAUAUCUUAAUAUAAUACUUGUGGAUAUCUUAAUGUCACACAUGUGGAUAUCUUAAUGUCGUGCAUGUGGAUAUCUUAAUGUCACACAUGUGGAUAUCUUAAUAUAAUACUUGUGGAUAUCAUAAUGUUACGCAUAUGGGUAUCUUAAUGUAACAUCUGGUCUGUCUAUCCUGUUGUUAACAACAAAACCUCUGUAAUUUACGGCCAGCGUUUAUUUCUCUUUGUGUUCUGGUAAUAGUUUACUUGUUCUGUGAUAGUGGUGACGUCAUACAUAGCCGAAAGCCUGAAUUCUGCCUGACAAUGUCCUAUUUUGUGAUCACCAACUGCACACUGUUAUUGUUUGUUCUGUGACCCGUCUGUUACAUCGGUUUUAUGCUUUUCUUUGACCCUGUCUGUUUAAAACCAGUUUCUUGCCUAGUAAGUUGGAUCAGAAUUUGCCCAAAUGAUGCCAAACACAUUGCAUAAGGAGGCAUACAGCUUUAAAUUUGAUUGUCAUUUUGAACGGGCUUCUUGCCUGUUCAAACCAGCCUCUUGCCUGUUCAAACCAGCCUCUUGCCUAUAUUACAGGUAAAUUAGAUCAGUGUUUGCCCAAGUCCUACCUACCAUGUUUUGUAAUGACCAGCAUCCAAUACCACUUGUCCUUUAACCUGUUAAAAUUGGCUUCAUGUCUAGUAAAGGUUGGUUGGUCCAUAAGCCUUCAUGCUUGUUCUGUAAUUAUGGGUGUCCAUCACAGUCUGGUGUUGUGCUUAGUAAGGUAGAUAAGCCAGGACUCGAAACGGCCUGUAGCCAGGUCCCCACAUGUGACCAAUGUCCUCUUUGGGCGACUUAAAUAUUUAAAACAUAAUGGCGUUAGUCGCCCAAAUAAUAUCUUCUUUAGAGCUAUAACAUAUGAGCCACUAUUAAUAUUUGUAUUCCACAUUAAAAUCUUGCUCGUGGUUCGCUUGCCAUAAUUUUUUAUUAUUUUGUGGGCGACAUACUUUUUGGCGAGUUUCAAACCCUGAGACAAAAACAUCAAGUCAAGCAUGCUAUGCAUAUUUUCAUGAUCAUCUCGCAACUCGGAGUACAACGAAUUGUGAAACCACAACUAUUUUGGUAAUCAAAUUGCACCAAUUGUUAAUACACUGAAUUUUAUCUUGCCAUGUUUUUUUUUUUAAAUAAUCGACUUGCAAUGUACGACAAAUGAAGCCACCAUACAUGUAUGUUCUGUGCCCAUGCUUAUAAAACGUUUAUCUAGAGUCCAGACUCAAUCUGUAGUGGCGUCACACAUAUACAAUUUGUAUGGCGUUGUCGUGACAUUACUGUCUCAGACUCUAUUAGUCUCGAGUCUAGACUCUAAAAGUUUUAUAAGCACCAGGCGUUAUUGAUUAGCAGAACCUUGUGUUACAUACACCACACGUUCUUUGAUUCUAGAGCUAUUAACACGUUCAUUAAUUCCAUGAUAUUGCCUAUAGUAAUGUUGGGAUGUCUUGGGUCUUCUUUCUGUUUGUUUAUUUUUCUAAUACUAGGGAUUGUGUUUGUAUUUGUUCUUUUUGCUAAGGUUUAUACACAUAACAUGUACACCAUUUGGAAAGAAAGCUACUUUAUGUGUUGUUUAUUAACUGGACUUUUUAUUUGGUUUUGUAUCAGCCGAAAUGAGUUGAAAAAAACAACUGAAAUGACAGGGAGAAUAACUGAACUGAAUGAGAACUGAAAUGACUACAAACACAACAGAAGUUACUGAAAUGACAGCGAAACAGCUAAAGUGACUUAGAGAAUAACUGACAUGGCUGGCAGGAAUGUAAAAUGAUUAGAACAAGUGCAAAGACUGGCAUAAUUACUGAAGUGACUUUAAAAACAACUGAAAUAACCGGUAGGAAGCUGAAAUGACUAGAACAAGUGCAGUUACUGAAGUGACUUAGAAAACAACUAAAAUCCCUCUUAUGAAGCUGAAAUGACUGGCAGAAUAACUGAAAUGACUUGGAAAACAACUGAAAUAACCGGUAUGAAACUGAAAUGACUAGAACAAGUGAAAUGACGGGCAGAACAACUGAAAUUCCAAUUAUGAAACUGAAAUGACUGACAGAAUAAUUGAAUUGACUUGGAAAACAACUGAAAUUCCUGGUAUGAAGCUGAAAUGACUGGCUUGGAAAACAACUGAAAUGACCAACAAAAAACUGAAAUGACUUAAACAACUGAAAAGACUGGCAAAAUAACUGAGAUGACUUUGAAAACAACUGAAAUAAUUGGUAUGAAACUGAAAUGACUGGAACAACUGAAAUGACCUGGAUAAUUACCCUGAAAGUCAGACAAAACUGGAGGAGGACGGCAAAUUCAUUUACAAGCUCACAUACGCCAAUACAAAUUUCUCGCAUUACAAAUCUCUGUAGCAGAGAAUUUGUGAAAAACAAAAAUACCAUGGAAACUUUGAAUUGGAACGAAUUGACAAAUACAGAGUUCUCUCCCUUAGCAGGGUGUGCUUUGAAGAGAAAACAGACAGUUGACUGUAUCUAGUGUAGAAAAUUUCAGAUGAUUGAAUUAAAAUAUGAAUUUGGACAAUGUAUUGUGUUAAUAACAUUCUGUAAAUGUGAAAACUUGUUGGUUUUUUAAAUAAUGUCAGCAGUUUGAGCUGUAUAUAUUGUUCUAUAUACAAAGUGCUAUAUGUAAAGUUGGAUUGAAUGGUUUGUAGUUUUUUUGUUGUUGUCAUGACAAUAUUUAUUUAGCAGAACACACAUCUUAAAAUCUGUUAAGAGGUGAAGUCUGGUAAGAAAACGUUUUUUGCAGCAUUAUUGUCUUUAUUUAAACUUAAUAAUAUAAAAAAAAUAUUGUCACAUAUAAACGUUGAGAAAAGAAUUAAAAAUUGGCUCAAAUAACUGCAUGUUCUCCAUUUUAACAGUAAGACUAUUGUACUACAUGUAUAUAGUAAUGUAAUUUCUAACACAAAUGUAAGAUGGUAGUACAUGCACUAAAGACUUCUAAAUAAACUUUAAAGUAAUAACUUAUGUACUAAAAACUUCUAAAUAAACUUUAAAUAAAGUAAUAACUUUUGCUAGAUAAACAUUUAAUUAACCGAGCAUUAGAGAUGAAAAACGUUGAAUUUUUGCGAGAUAAUGGUUGCACUGUACCAAAUAGAAUAGUAUUAGUUAAUAUAUGCAGUUAAACAUGCAAUAAUAUAUCAAGCAAACUAUGACCUACAAAAAUACAAAUUACUACAACACCUGCUCCAAAGUAUUAACUAGAACGUGGAACCUUUUACGGCUUAUUUUCGUUAUAUAAUGGAUGCUGUUUUUACAACAGCCCUAGUAAUUUCGCACAAAAUUGUAGUUUAUAGUUUUACAGAAACCCCAUACAUAUUUCAAGCACAAGGUUACAUGUAUAUGUACUUUACACAGUGGUUUCGGAUAAAAAAUCAGAUUGCAAACGUUUAUUACAGAGAUAAAACUAAUUCUUUUAACAACAAACACUGUGACAUGUAUUAUCAAUGGUAGGAUUGGUAGUAUUAAUUAUGCUUUCAAAAAGUUUAAUGCCACUUGAAGAGUGUUUCUCUUCUUGUUAGUUUUUUUUAGAAAAACUCAAAGAACCCCAAUACUUAAUAAGACUCUACAAAGUUUUCCACAAUACUUUUCAUGUCUGAGAUAUAAUUUUAUAUCUUUUUUUUAACUAUGUGUGUCUCAAACCAAUCAUAUACAUGUACUUUGAUAAAUAUUUAUAUUUGAUAUACAUUGUAUGACAUUACAACUUAAAAAUACAAAAACGUAAAUGUUAGUAUUGUAUAAUUAUGGGUUUUUAGGAGGUUUGGGAUUUUUUUUAAUGAAACAAUCUUUUUUUAACUACCUUUAUGUCUCAAAGAAAUCAAAUACUUUGGUAAAUAUUUACUUUUGAUAUGACACUCCAACUUACAAUUUGUAUGCUUUAUAGUAGUACCAUGAAGGACUACCAUCAGUACCAGCCCUCUUAUAAUUUUAAGAACAAUUACGCAGAUAUUUUCAGUACAGUUUUGAAUACACCAUCUUUACAUGAAUUACUUUUGUAUUCAUUUAAAUAUCACAAAGGCUUUUUUAUUUCUUUUUUCUUUUUUAUAAUACUAAAUCCCUGUUUAUACAAAGAAUUGUGUUUUUCAGUUGGACUAGCAAAUGUUAUUAGUGUGCAUCUUUUGGUUUUAUAUAAAAAGUUAUUUUUUCAUUCUUUUGCAUGUGCAUUAUUAGAGUUUUUGAAUCCAGCCUUUGAAUUGUGUCCAGUCUUUACAUUGACAUCCUCAGCAACAUGUAACUUAAAUUUCAAUAGUUACACUUCUUACGAUAAUGUAGUUUUGUCUUAAUAUUACUUUGGUGCUUUGCCAAAAGGUUUCCACUGCCUUUAAAGCUGGCUUCCCAUAAAAUAUGUCGCAAGUCGCUGAUAGAUGCAGAAUAAAGAAAAUUGUUAUUGGAACACAGUCUCAGAUGGUCUUUAUUGGACAGAUCUUUCACAGAUAGCAUGUGACCGUGUUCCCAUAAAAUUGUUCUUUUGUCUGUGUGACCUGUUACAUAUUUUGUGGAAACCUGGCUUAAUGUAGAGAGAUAUGUAUAUCCUAAUUACAUUGGUCUCUUACAAACUUUUAAACUGACAUGUUUUUUUCUUCUUUUAUAUUACCUAUAUAACUUACAAUGAUGCUUGCAUAUUACUGGUACAAAUGCAUCUAAAAUGAUUCUUUUGAAGAAAAAAAACCGAAAAAAGAAGAAAAAAACACAAUAAUGGUGUUCAUAGGGCUAGUUUUAUCUCAGGUUUUUCAUUACGGUUUCAUUUGUAGCCUUUUUUUCAUCAUGUUUUAACAUCAGCUCAUUAAUUGCAUUGAAUUGUCUCAUUGGCACCUAUAUUUACAGUGGCACUAGUUUUAUUCAUAUUCAUAAAGAUUGUUUUGUUUUAUGACACCAUUCAUUAAUCAUUGGCUAUUGGAUGUCCACACUUUAAAGACGCGGACACCAUUCAUUAAUCAUUGGCUAUUGGAUGUCCACACUUUAAAGACGCGGACACCAUUCAUUAAUCAUUGGCUAUUGGAUGUCCACACUUUAAAGACGCGGACACCAUUCAUUAAUCAUUGGCUAUUGGAUGUCCACACUUUAAAGAUGCGAACACCAAUCAUUAAUCAUUGGCUAUUGGAUGUCCACACUUUAAAGACGCGGACUAUUUUCAACCCGUGAAAAUGGACACUAUGUUUCAUUAAUCAACAGAGCUGUAACACAUAUUUAUACUGUUACAUUAGAGUGAAACAAGAGUCUGUGAUGUUGAAAUAGGGAAUUGCUCAUUAAAAAGAGACUAGAGCUCGUCUCCAUAACUGUUACUUCUCAGAGGUACAUAAUUUUUUUUUAAAUAUGAAAAUUGCAUUUCGUUGUAUUAGGAACAUGAGGAUAACCAGAAAUACUUCAGAUGUAUGGAAAUGGAUAGUCUAAAUGAUAAAAUGUACGUAAUUUCCGAUUUAUAUUAACAAAAAUGUCUCUAAUUUAGUGUUUAAAAACUAGGAUCAGUCACUUUAAGAUAUAUCAAGUUUGGGACACCCCAUAUUAAUGAACAAGAUUUCUUGUUCUCAAUGAAGGAAUGUUAAAGACAUAUUAUCAUGGAUUACAAAAAUGGUUUUUGUCUUGUACUGGAUUAUUAAGGGCAGUUGGGACACUGAAUAUUACUUUCUGUCUUUCCUUUGUGAAGUAAAAAGAUUGUUUUAGAAAAAUGUACUAAUUCAUCUUGACAUACACGCAUUUGUAGAUGUAUCUCUCUAGAAACAACAUGACUGUUUUCUGGUACAGUUACAAUCAUUGUGGCUUCUCCUGCCGGACAUAUAGGGGUGGGUAUAUUAUGAGAAUGUUUGUAUAUAUCGCGAUACGGGUUCCAUGUGUCAUGAAGCGUAUCAUAAUACAUCAAAACCUCUCAAAACAAGACCCUCUGUAAACUGGAAUUCACAAAAAAUAAAAAUAAUAACAAGUAUCCUCGUUGCAAGUCAUUUAGCAUUGCACUGCGAGAGUUUAGUGAAUUAGGCCCCAGGUCCCUUUGUAAGUACCAAUGCAAUUGAGAACCUCUCUAAACUGGACAUAAACCCUAAAACCAGACAUUUGACUUGGUCCUGCGUGUGGGUGUCUGGUUUAGAGGGGUUUCACUGUGUGUUAGUUUCGGCAGCAUCGAGUGAAUGAAGAUUUUAACAGAAGAAAGAAAAUAUUAUACAUGUAUGUGAUACAAGUUGAGUUUUAUUAUUUAACACAUUAAAUAUGUGGAUCACUUCUGUGUAGUAAAGAACCAUCUUUCAUAAUGUGAGGCCUUUUUUUCAUAUCUCUAAACAGUUACAUGUAAAAAAACAAACACAAAAAAAAAGAGUUGAAUUUAAGAGAUUGGGUUUUUCGACUGACAAGGAACUUGAAGUAUGGAAAUUGGUUCAAAUUGCGGUGUAGGGUGCAUCGUAAUGUGUAUUAUUUACUGUUUGAAUCAUAAUAUAUAUGGGUUUACCAAUAAUACCACUCAUCCCUCAAACUAAUUAAACCUUCGUUUAUUCAUCUGUAUAUAACUCAUUACCACAUUGAUGCCCAACUUGUAUAUAAUGCACUCUUGGUGUUCGUACGUAACAACAAAUGAUUUAAAACUUUUUAAAACCCACUGCCAUUCUGAUCAUGUUUGAAAAAUGUGUGUGUGUAGAAGUUACGAAUAUUUGUCUCUAAUCAAAUGAUAAUGUAUCUAAUCAUGACUGAACAAGCACCAUCUUUAAUUGAGUCAGGAAUUUUUUUGUUUUUUUGUUGUUGUUGGUUAGUGGGUUGGGGUUUGGUUGUUGGGUUUUUUUUUUGGGGGGGAGGUGUUUUUGUGGGGUGAGGAGUUAAUGGCAAGUGAAGUACUGUUUAAGUUAUAAAUACAAAUUACCAGGAGCAGAUGCAGAUUUUUCUAGGGUUGGAGUGCUAACUGCUAUAAUUAAAAAAGUCCAUACAUGUACAGUAUUAACAAACAACAACUGAGGGAUGAAUUAACAAAGCCUGUUUAUGUCUUACAUGUAACUACAUACAUUUACAAGGAUUAAACACCUGUUUGUCUGACAUGUAACUACAUACAUUUACAAGGCUUAAACACCUGUUUAUGUCUUGCAUGUAACUAC